Messenger RNA from Morchella importuna, 2718 nucleotides. RefSeq lists its product as uncharacterized. Gene Ontology annotation, molecular function: protein binding. Bases 1 to 2718 code for a protein of 905 amino acids. The record is from RefSeq and is a predicted model, not a curated record. The transcript has a single exon. Lineage: Eukaryota; Fungi; Ascomycota; Pezizomycetes; Pezizales; Morchellaceae.
AUGACCGACCCCGACCUCACCGCCAAAGAAUGGGCACUAAUAUCCGGCACCGCCCUUCCUCCCCCCUCACCCCCGACACCACUCUCCCUCGUCUCCGCCGGCGACUUCAACGCACUCUUCACCCUCCCCGAAACACAGUCCCUCCUCACCGCCGGCGACACCGAAUACCUACACCGCACACUCGACUACCCCGGCUACCUACAGCAAUGCCUCUCUGCGCGCCCCGACACCCCCCCGCACACCCUCCUCGCGAUCGGCAUCGCCGCCCUCUGGUCCUUCAUCCAAGCCAACGUCACCGGGCCGCCUCUCCCAUUCACCCCCGCGGCACUCCUCCUCCCCCCCAACACCACCACCGACGCAGCCUUCGCAACACGGCUAGAAAAGGCCACAGUCACAGCACUCACCGUCGACGGCGAGACCGCCUACCACCUCAUGCCGCACGCACUCCUCCUCUCACUCUCAAAGACGCUGCUCAACGCCCCAGCGGCAACUCACGGCGUAGCGACGGCACCGUGGUGGCGGCUGCGCGUCAACUUCUGGCACCAGCGCGUGCUGUCUGAGGCGACGGCGGGGCUGCACGACGUCAUCUACGAGGACGCGAAGGCUGUUGCCGUCUUGGCCGAGGCGCAGAGCGGCGCCGUGCAGGCGAGGUUCUUGGUGGAGCGGGCGCUGGUCGAUACGUAUUUCGGGCACGACACAAAGGCGCUGCGGGGGCUGGAGGAGGCCGCGGAGCGGACGGGGAUGGUGUAUGCGCUCACGGGGGUGAUGGGGAAGAGGACAAAGUUUCAGCAGACGGAUACGAGCCAGCUUGUGGUGCUGGCGAGGAGUAAGGAGGAGGAGGAGGAGGGCAGCGGUGAGGAGGACAAGAAGGCGGAAGAGAGUGCGCCAAAGGCGUUGAAGCUGGACGAUGAUACCUUGUUGGAGGCUAUUGCGUUCACGCCAAAGAGUACGGCGGUGGUGGAGGAUGCGCAGGGACUGCCAAAGGAGCUGCAGGAGCUGGAUCCAAACGACCAGCCAAAGCUGCAGCCCCUCGAUGCGGCCAUCCUGCUACUCGUUGCAGAGACAAUCAAGAACACCAACCCCGCCGAGGGACUGACACGAGAAGAGAUGAUGCCCUACGCCGAGCGGGUGCUCAAGCACUCCACCAACUGGGAGGUCUACACACUCGGCCUCCUCGUGCGCUCCAAAAUGGAGGGCUACCGCUCCCGCACCGUCGAGCGCGGCCUCCUCCAGCUGCAGGCCGUCGUCGACCAAGUCAUCGCCGACACCACACAAUCCACCGACUCCACCACCACCACAAACACAACCACCACCUUCCUCCCGCGCGCAAAAGAAGACGAGGCCGCGCCCGUCCGCGACCGCCUCCUCUACAUCCACCAGCUCACAGUCCCCACCCGCUGGGACCUCGAAGCCGAGCUCGCCUCCCGCUGGAUCUCCAUGGGCGGCCUCCGCACCGCCCUCGAGAUCUACGAGCGCCUGCAAAUGUGGCCCGAAGUAGCACUCUGCUGGGCCGCCACCGAGAAGGAGGAGAAGGCGCGAAAGGUCAUCCACGCACAACUCUUCCACCCAGACACCACCACCGACGAGAUCUCCCCCCCCCCCGCGAACGCCCCGCGGCUGUGGUGCAUCCUCGGCGACAUCGACAACAACCCGAGUCACUACGAGCGCGCGUGGGAAAUCUCGGGCGGCAGAUACGCCCGCGCGAAGCGCUCCCUGGCGCGUCACUACUUCUCGGCAAAGGAGUAUCGAAAGUCCGCCGACGCGUAUGCGGCGUCGCUGCACGCGAACCCGCUCAACCAUGCGUCGUGGUUCGCGCUGGGGUGCUGCCACCUCGAGAUGGAGGACUGGGACGCUGCCGUCGAGGCCUUCACGCGCACCGUCUCCAUCGACGAGACCGACGCCGAGGCAUGGUCAAACCUUGCCAGCGCGCUCCUACACCGCACCACGCAGCUCCCCGCACAGCCGGAAUGGCACGCUGGUGACGGCGACGACGACAACGAGGCGCAGAGGCAGGACCAGGCCGACUUUGAGCUCGUCCAGAAGGAGAAUAAUAAGCGCAAUGCGCUCGCGGCGCUGAAGCGCGCGAGCACGAGUAAGUACGACAGCUGGCGCAUCUGGGAGAACCUGCUCAUCAUCGCCGCCUCUGUUGUUCCGCCGUCGUGGACGGACGUGGUGGUGGCCAUGCGCAGGAUCAUUGAUCUGCGGAAAGACAGCGCCGGCGAGAGCUGCGUGGACGUGGACGUGCUCGAGAUGCUAGUGCGCCACGUCGUGACAUCAGAGCAAGACGCCAGCAAGCCGGGGCUGGCAAAGAUGGUGGUGGAGCUUGUGGAGAAGGAGGUCACGCCGUUGAUUACGCACCAGGAGCGGCUGUGGCGCAUCGUGGGCAAGGUGGCGCUGUGGAGGGGGCGGCCGAGGGAUGCGUUGGAGGCCGAGGAGAAGGCGUGGAGGGCGGUGCAGGCGCGGCCGGGGGUGACGGAUUCGACGGAGGGGGCGUGGGAUGGGUUGGUGGAUGCGACGGUGGAGUUGGUGGGCGCGUAUGAGAGCUUGGGGGGGAUGGAGAGGACGGAGGGGCUGGGCGCGGGGGAGCCGGUGGCGAGGGAUUGGAGGUUUAAGGCGAGGAGUGCGGUGAGGGGGGUGAUGGGGAGGGGGAAGGAGUCGUGGGAGGAUAGUAGGGGGUGGGAGAGACUCAAGGAGGCGUUGGAGGGGCUGAAAAACUAG